GAUAAUAUUAUAAACAAUUCAUCUCGAAUUACCCCACCACCCCGAGCUCUUGAUCUUCCCACCAGCUCCCCAUCCUCCCCCUAUUCUUUCGCCACAGAGGUCGACAACCAUUAUCCACUACCGGCAGCUAUCCUAUUGGACUGAUUAGAGGUGUUGUCGUUGUUGUGGUGUGGGUCAGGAUGGCUCGAAGAACAGAUGACCCCCUCACUCUAUCUCGGCGAUCCAACAAUCUUCAAUUCUCAUGUUCCUCCUAUUUUCAGUCUCCGUCUUCUCAACACUACACUCGUUCAAUUUAUCUUUACACGGACCCAAGAUCCCUCUCCGCCGAGGCUAGCCGUCCCGUGAAGAAACACCAGCCAAAUUCCCCCAUCAGUGAUGCCCCUUCCCCCGUCCCGCAGGGGCCGGCCGGAUCUACCGCCCCGCAGUAUACUCACAGGGCUAUUUCCUCUUUGAUAACGCCGUAUCUGGCGUCGAAGCCUGUAAAGCGCACGUCGAAAAAACCAGCCCGCCCUCACAGCCUUUCCUCUUCGUCCUCAUCGAUACGUAGCACCGCGAGUAGUAUCCUUUCCAGAAAGCGCAAGUACUACUAUGAGCACCCCAAGCUUUCCACCCUGCCCUCGGAGAUCUUGGACGAGGUGUUCCAGCAUCUAGACCAGGGCACUCUUCUUGCGCUCGCUAAGGUUUCCAGACGUAUGUUCGAUGAAGUGGCGCACACAUUAUAUGCCUCCCCGUCCUUUGCUUCCACAUAUCGCUUGGCCCAAUUUGUUUCUGUGGUCUCGCGGAAUAGGUUCUUGGCCAAGAUGGUGCGCAAAUUGGAUCUAUCGAACCUGGGGUCCUGUGUAGACCCAGACCUCCCAUUGGCGGGAUGGAGGGAAUGGAAAUUUCGCUCCUCCCAGCUCUACACAAUCCACCGGGACGACCCUCAAGACAGGAGGAAAUCCGGUCGGGUUAGAAGAAAGCUGCCUACACUGAAAACUAGCACUCACCCACUCCCCUCGCCCCUCCUAAAAAAGUAUUCUACCUCUAGAGAUGUUCCUGUUGGCGGAAUCAUUCACAUCCUUAGAGCUUGCCCCUACCUCCGCGAGCUGAACCUGUCCGGCGUCCUGCUUGCUCCGGACUACAGUGUGCGUUGGACGAAAACUUCAACUUAUAAACCUGUGGCCUUCACUGGGCUCCUGUUCGUUUCCGACGUGCCGAAGAGCUUUACGUGGAAGGAGGACGACACGAAGCCUUUGCAUGCUUCUGUUGAUCUUGUUGAGGCAAUUCUGGGCCUGAAGUGUUUAGAAAGGCUCAAAAUCAAGGGAGGUCUUUGGGUCACAAGAGACAUUGCCAAACGCAUGGUUGAAAAAUCUGAAAGGCUCGAGAAAGUUGACUUUCGUGAGUGCGGUAUGUACAAGGACAUUUGCUGGGCCGUUAAAGGUCAAAAGGAUAAGGUCAAGGAGGUCAUAGAGGAGGAAUUGCAGGCGGAGCUUAGAAGGGGGCAAAGUACUGCAAGUCCGUGACCAUGACUUGCGAAAUUGGAGGCCCAUUUGUUUGCUUUUCAUUUGAGAAUUCUGUUUUUCAUCAUCUCCAUUACUUCCUCCUACCUGAUCUCCUUUGGCGUCUUGAUUGGGCGUAGGGGCUCUUCGCAUUAGAGGGCCCGUUGGGAGCUCUCUGAUUUUUUUCUUUUUUUAAUCUCCUUCCAAAUAUCUGACGUAUGCUGGGUGUGCAAUGAAGCUCUCCCCCCAAAAAAACAUGUUGCCUCAAAUGAGCUUUUUAAGAAAAUAUGAAUACUGAGUCUUGA
Tuber melanosporum (Perigord truffle) is the source of this 1783-nucleotide messenger RNA. RefSeq lists its product as uncharacterized. NCBI's taxonomy places the organism in Eukaryota, Fungi, Ascomycota, Pezizomycetes, Pezizales, Tuberaceae. The transcript is spliced from 2 exons. The record is from RefSeq and is a predicted model, not a curated record. Bases 693 to 1502 code for a protein of 269 amino acids.